Paramuricea clavata is the source of this 882-nucleotide messenger RNA. The record is from the annotation of a GenBank genome assembly. Lineage: Eukaryota; Metazoa; Cnidaria; Anthozoa; Malacalcyonacea; Plexauridae.
UUGAUCGCCUCGAAGACAAGAUUGUCACCACUAAAAGCUAUAAGUAUACCACGACUAGAACUAAUGGGGGCGCUGAUUGGAGUUCGCUUAACCAAACAAGUCUCUACAGCUUUAGAAAUUCCUGUGAAAGAUUCAACCUCUUGGGUGGAUAGCAUGAACGUGCUCCACUGGAUACACGGACGAAGUCGAGAUUAUAAGCCCUUCGUUGCACAUCGAGUUGGAGAGAUCCAUGACGAAUCGUGUCCUGAUCAAUGGAAGCAUGUUCCAACGGAGUUAAAUCCUGCAGAUUAUGGUUCGCGAGGAAGGAAUGCAGCGAGAUGAAAAACAGUCAGCAGUGGUGGUUUGGCCCGGAAUUUCUGAAGAAAUCUAAAGAUGCAUGGCCUGAAGAAAAGAUCGAAAUAGAACUUAACUCAGUAAAGUGCAAAGAGUUGAAAGUCGAAGCACGAAAACAAGAGAGUGCGUCUACAAAUGACCAGUCCUUAAGUUUCAAUACAACGACCCCCAAGAAGCACAACAAUUAUGGCGUAUGGAUCAUUUACGAUAUUCGAAGUGGUACAGAGUAAACAAUGAGGACAAGUUGGAAUUUGGACUUUCGUUAGUACGAGUACGUUCGUGGGUCCACAGAUUCAUCAAUAACUGCCGUAGAUCAAGGGAAGAAAGCACUCAUGGAGAACUCACACCAGACGAGGUACGCAGCACAGAAGAAAUAAUUAUUCAAAAAGCACAGCACGAAAGUUAUCCUGACGAGAUCGAAGCUUUGAAGCAAAACAGAAAUCUACCAAAAAAGAGCUCUAUCCUUACGUUUACACCGAUAUUAAUGGACGGACUGUUAAGAUCAAACACAAGAUUACGUUACGCAGAACAUUUACCCAAUCGAGUGAA